Debaryomyces tyrocola is the source of this 4587-nucleotide messenger RNA. Lineage: Eukaryota; Fungi; Ascomycota; Pichiomycetes; Serinales; Debaryomycetaceae. The record is from the annotation of a GenBank genome assembly.
AUGCUGUCACAGGUAAUAUCUGCUAGUCGGUUGUACCAAAUAGUUGCGUCACCCACAAGUGAUAAUGAUGCCAAACUGAGAUCUAUUAAUGAACUUAAAACGCACGUAAAGAAAGAUUUUGUUGAUAUUAAACAGGUCCCAAAAUAUAUUGAAGCAUUAUCGAUAGCAGUAGAUAUAUCAGACUCUGGAAUCCUGACAAGCAGCUUUAGUGUAUUGUCAUAUUUGGUGAAGAGAGUAAGCAUGCAAGAUUCUAGCGGGGAAGUGUUGAAGAGUCAGAGUUACUUAGUUUUACCGAUAAUAAUCAAUAGACUAGGUGAUAUUAAGGCAAACGCAAGAAGUUCCGCAAAGAAAGCGUUAGAAGCAUACUGGUUUUCGGCACCUAAGGAAGUAGAGGAAUCGAUAAUAGAGAUUGCUUUUAGUCACAAGAAUCUGAAGGUGAUAAACGAGUCGAUUGUCUGGCUUGACCACAUAAUAACCAACGUUAAUCCACAUUUCAAAAUAAAUCUAUUUCUUCCGCAUAUUGUUAAACUUUUGCGUCUCUACAUUGAUAGUGACGAAGCCUUGAUAGAGAAUAUCAAAACUUUGUUUAAAGACUAUUACAGUUUAAAACACAAUAGGUUGUAUAAAUUCGACUUAUCUAAAGAAUUCGAUAUUCAGAAGAUUCCUUCUAAUGUGCAUGAAUCCAUAAUAAGUCAAAUUGGUACCAGCUCGUCUAAUUUAAUGAAGCUGGCUACUCCAGACAUAGGUCUUGAUCAUAACUUUAUCCUGGCUGGUACUACUCGUGUUACGGUAAACCCGAUGGGAAGAGAUAAAGGUACCAUUCUGAGUAACUCUCUGACACCAGCAUCAUUAUCGUCGUCCACGAUGUCAAGACCAAAAUCGAGGACCAAUUUCCACAAUUAUACAAAGUCUAUACUGCCCUCCCAAGACGACGAACAGAUAACAAAGCCUUCAGUACAAAACCCUGCAUUCAACAAAUAUAACACCAGCCAAAUGUCGGCACCAGCUAAGCCAGUGGCUAUGACUAAUGAUAAUUCUAAUGAAAUAAACUCUGAAAUAAGUCCCGAAAUUGAAAAAAUAAUUGCGAAGACUUUUACGUAUAAGAUUGACUCGUCUAUUCUACCGCUUGACGUAAAAGAUGUGGAUGAUCUUUGUGGAACUAUAAAUGAAUUACUUCCAACUUUUGAAGGUAAAGAAACUGAAUUUAACUGGGGGGUGAGAGAAAAAAACAUUGUCAAAUUAAGGUCUAUUAUAAGAGGAAAUUCUAGUAGGCUAUUUACUAAUGAACUUACUUCAUAUCUAAAAGAGUCGUCAGAAAGUAUUUGCAAGGCAGUUACAUCGCUACGCACCACAUUAUCUUCUCAUGGUUGUCAUUUCCUUAAGGAAUGUGCAAUAAUUUUAAAGGAACACUUUGAUCCAUUAGUGGAUUCGUAUGUUCCACAUUUGAUGAAAUUAUGUUCGGCAACAAAACAUAUUGCUUCUUCAAAUGCAAACAUGGCAUUAUGUGCAAUCUUUAUAAAUGUACCUUAUAAUUAUAGAUUACUUCAUAAAAUUUUGGUGUCAGCAAAUGAAAAAAACAUUCAACCCCGCUCUUACAGCGGUGUUUGGCUACAAAUAAUAUUGGUCAGGUUCCAUGAUGCCUCAAGCUUCUCCCACCAUGGGUCCAAUUCUAUUUCAGGUAUAGAUACUAGCAUUAAGAUUUUGACCAAACUUUUAGCAGAUCCAAAUCCCAAUGUGAGACAAGUUGCUAAGGACACCUAUUGGUGCUUCUGGGAUAAAUUUCCAUCUGAAGCGGAGUCUUUAUUGACAAGAUUAGAUACUAAUGUUGUCAAGGCUAUUGAGAGAUCUAAACCCAGGACCAUUACAUCAAGAAAUCAACCAUCAACCUUAUCCUCACUAACGGCAAGAAAAGCAAGACCUUCGAUAAAGGAAUCAAUUAUUGCUAGAAACAAAGAAUUGAGAAAGCAAAAAGAUCAAACUUCUCUUUCUAGGCCAUCUUCAAGGAUUAAUUCAACAUCGUCUCCUUGUCCUCCUGAUAAUGAUUAUUUACAGAAGCAUGAAAAGCCACAAUUCCCUACAUUAGAGUCUGGAAAGUUUAGUAGAUUAGGAGUUGCCAAAAGAACUCCGUCUACAUCCUCGCUUUCGAGAGUAGAGUCGAAUCAUGAUGCGAUAACCAGGAAAGUUUCUGAUUCAGUAAAUUCAACUGCUAAAAAAUACAUUGACUCCCAAGGUAUGAAUGCAGAUGUUCAGACACAAAAUAGUGAGACAAUGAGCACGUAUACCGUUGAUGGUAACUCUUCGAGUCGGACAAAUAUGGGACAAACUAACAAAUUUGAAUCUUUUGAUAAGCAAAGCGACCCUAUUUUAAAGUUUUUGUCUUCCAAUCAAAAAGACUUCAUCGCUGAAGGAAUAAACUUAUUAAAGUAUGCAAUUAUGGGUGAAGAAGAUUUAUCUUCUGAAGUAAAUGGCUUAUUGAGAAAGAUAUCGGUGAGAAACCAAGACUUGUUGAAACCUCUAUUUUUGAGUACUGAUAAUUUAUUUAAAAAGACUUAUCAGUUUUUUCUGUACGAAGACUUUUUCCGGGUUUGUUGUAUUUUGAUCCAUCCAACUGACAUACGACUAGUGAAUUUGAUUGUAUCAAUUGCAUCUGUGGAUGAUAUAUAUGACUCGGCUAUUAAAUUAAUCUCCUACACCACAAAUUUAGGUAAUAUUAUUGACGACAGUGAUUUGACGAUGCAAAUUAUUAGAUUCAAAUCGAUUAUUGUUCGACUGAUUAUCGAAUUCUUAAACCAAGGUUUAGAUAAAAUACCAAUAAGUGAUAGUCAUUUCCUGAAACUCGUUACUAAUUUGUUUGAAUUGGUAAGCCUUGUGAAGUCCACUGGACUUUAUAAAUCAUUUUGUGAAUUGUUAAUCAAAUUAUAUUCUAUAAAUCCUACUUUAUUUACUUCAGAAUUGCAAAUGAUAGCAACUUCCACCAGGGAAGAAGUUGAAUAUGUGGUUGGGAUUGACGAUGUUUUAGAUCUUAAUCAAGGACACGCUAACAAUUUUACAACACAAUACGAACUAACUAGAGUUAUACCUGGAAAUAAUUUGGGGAGAAUGUCACCUCUCAAAGCACCAUCUGAUUUAACAAUGGUUGUACCAGUUGAAAAGGAACUUAUUGAAGAUGAUAAUCUUGAUAUUGAUGGCAAAGUUCCAAGCGAAUCUGCUAAUGAUACAGGCUUCCGAACUCCACCAAAAAUAGGUGACAGUCAUACAAGUCCAGUUCAUUCAGAAUCAAAUACCAUAAUCGAAACAGAUGGAAGUAAUGCAGAUAGUGUUGGGGAUGAAGUUAAUGAUGCAAUGGAUGUUGACCAAAAUCCAAAUGAUGAAAUUUUCAACGGAUUGAAAAAUGACUUAGAAAUGCAUAGUGACGAUAAUAAAGUAAAAGAGAAAACGCCAAAUAACAUGCUGGAUAGCUUGAAGUUGAUUGAUGAAUCUGAUAAUAUUUUUGUUGAAGUAGACUCGGAUUCAGCCUCUCGGAAACCAGAUUUAUUCACCAAAUUUGCUCAGAAUGAUAAUUCAUCAGAGUUGGUGGAAAACUUUGCGCAAGUAAAGAUAACAGAACUAUCCAAACAUAGGCUACGUAACAGUGAUCCCAUCAAAAAUUUUAUCGACAAGGUUGAUCCGUUAAACAAACUUUCACUCAAAAAUAAACCAAUUAGCAUUUAUGAGGAUGUAAACUUCAAGGGUUCCCCACAAAAAGUAAAAGACUAUAGUUAUACCGAGCUAAAUUGGUUUAAUUUUCAGUUGGCUAAACUAGCUAUGGAUAAAGAAGAUAACCAGGAAAUAGAUUAUUGUAUCGAAGACUUUAAAUCUCUUUGCGAUAAUUUGAGUUCCAAGAAAAUUGAAGGGAAAGAGUUUGUAUCGGUCUUAAACUAUUUGCAAAAUAUACAAAUUUCUAAUGCUGAGUUUUCGAGAUAUUUCCAAUCUCUGGGUCAUUCGUUAAUUGAGAGUUCUUUAUGGAAUUUCUUUGAUAGUCAUAUUAAUCUUCCUGUUUCAAAGAAAUUAAGUGGUCUAAUAUUAUUAAAGCAACUACUUAUUAAUAGAUUGCGUGUGAGUUUGGAUAGAUUGUGGAACUUACUUGUAGGAUUGAGUUCUGAGUCCAGUAGUUCCAAAGAUGAAUUAUCUCUAGCCAUAAGUGAAGCCUUUGAUGAGAUGCUAGCUGGGCUUUUCAGCAGCGAAGUUAUUUUUGCAAGAAUCCUUACAACAUUAGAGAAUGCAGUCUUGGAAAGAGAGUUCUUUUCAUUGCCAUUCAUUUUGGAAUGUCUUUCUAAGAUACUUAGUACUAACGCAGUUUCCUUGCUAAUAGAUGAGAACUUGAUUGUGCGUAUUGAUAACGUGCUUAAUGGAUUCAUGAAUGAUGAAGAGGUUGAGAUAAGAAGAUGUGUAAUUCUGAGUUAUGGCAAAUUGUUGAAGGCAUCAAGAGUUUCCAGUAGCAUUGAAACGAAUGAAGAUAUUCGGUCUGAAUAUUCUGUGAUGGAUGAUAUCUUGAAAAGGUUAUCCAUCCCACAGAAAAAGCUAAUCGAAUACUACAGCCAAUCAUAA